UUUGCCUGCUGUGCUUUUAUAUUGCACCAUGGCCUGUUUCGAAGCAUUUUUACUACCACGGUUAUUGCCACAAAUCAAGAGGGCAAAGUGAGCGGCAUGGGACUCACACCAACUUUAACGAAAUUGAGUCUGGUUCCUACUCCUGCGAAGUUCACGGCCAAGAAUUUCACAUGCAGAUGAUAUACAAACAAGGAAAAUGGAAACUGAAUUUCUAGGUGUAUCCUGAGUGCUGAACUGGUUGAUUUUGCAAACUCGUAGCCAAACUCACAACAAAACAUGACAAGCCUUUCGAGGUUUAGUGGCUGCCCUCUCUCUUGCGUCAACCCCGGGGAGAGCAAUACUGAACCCAGCGUGGUGCUGCCACCUUUGGCAGGAGAGCACAUGGGACACCCCACUGGCAGUUCCUUAAAACUCUGCCCCUCGCACAAUUUGCGAGACUACCCCGAGACGAGGUCCAGUGCAUAUGUUGACCAUUCGGUUCCCAAUUUUGCAGACUCUGGAUACCCUAGCCACCGGUUAGAGCACAGCCCUAGGGGCAUUAUCAUUGGAGCCAAUCUUUCUGGAGCCGGCAUGCCACCCGUCACUGAUCAACUGGCAUCAAGAGCUAAUCAACAUGGCGGGAUUGGAAGGUAUCGUGACUUUCCUGGCUGCAGAGACAACAGAAGCCAUGCUUUUUUUACAAGUUAUCAAGAGCAGGCCCAUGCCUCCACCGACGCAUCUCGAGAUCUCGGCAGCCAGAUGAUGCUGGGUCUACCUGGCGACCUCCUCACUCGGACUCAUCAUUAUGGCCAAACUAUCAGCCCCAAGGGAAACAGCCAGCAACUUGUCACACAAUUCCUGGGUCUGUACAAACCCCUCAACAUGGCAAUUCAGCGUGGAGGAGGCGACGCUUUCCUCAGGUGCUCCAGACAAACAGUGAAGCAUGAGCUGGUGUGCAAGUGGAGUGACGGCCAAGAGGGGGCUGGGAAGCUGCCUUGCUCCAGAGCCUUCGGGACCAUGUAUGAACUUGUCACCCAUGUGACAGUGGAGCAUGUCGGAGGACCAGAACACUCUGAAUAUGUUUGUCACUGGGAGAAUUGUCCGAGAGACAGGAAGCCUUUCAAAGCCAAAUACAAGCUGGUGAACCACGUCAGAGUCCACACAGGGGAAAAGCCCUUUCCCUGCCCCUUUCACGGCUGUGAGAAAGUUUUUGCAAGAUCAGAAAAUCUUAAGAUCCACAAAAGGACUCACACAGGUGAAAAACCUUUUAAAUGUGAGUUCGAGGGCUGCAACCGGAGGUUUGCGAACAGCAGCGACAGAAAGAAACAUUCUCACGUGCACUCCAGUGAUAAACCCUACAUGUGCAAGGUCAGAGGCUGCGACAAGUGUUACACCCACCCAAGCUCCCUGCGAAAGCAUAUGAAGCUCCACUGCAACAAGGCCCACGACGCCAAAAGCGGUGACGCGCGUUCUGGUGACGGGGGUCACAUUGUGGAGGCCAGGUCAACCCGAAUCCCGGAUGGAGCCCAGAUCAGCCCCCCUCAUCCCCCCAGCUCAGCUCAAGAUGUCCCCAUGUCCCCAGAGAGUCGAGACGAGUCGACUCCGAGGUCACGUUUCCAUCACACGUUUGACAGCAGUUUGGACUACUCCACUCACAGGUCACAGCCCCUCUUGGACCCUUUGUUGCUUCAGAGAGGCAGCUACAGGUCCCAGUCCUCCCAGUACCCCUGCAGCCAGACAGGUCACACUUUUGCCCAGAGCUCAAGGACUUUCCCCUCCACUUCUCCCUUUCAGAAAAGUAUUGUCAAUGGAUGGUACACAUGCCACAGCGGCGUGGACUCCUUCCCACCAAAGCAAUGUAAUAACAUCCCAUCUCUCUGAGCUCCUGUUGAGGACUUACAAUUUCUUGGGCCUAUUUUUCAUGUUAGAGCCUAAACCUACAGCUGUAUCUCUGUUACUCUGUAUUUUUGUGAAUGUUGUAUCAGAUAUUUUGUGACACGUCCUGAGUCAUCGUAUUGAAAUCUUGCAUUGCGAAAUGUGGCCAGGUAUAGCCUAUUUGUUGUCGUGAGGCCUGUUUGGGUGAGUCUGGCCACCGUGGGUUAUAGGAACUUUGACAAAGUGUAUAUGCCUAAUUGUUUCGCUGUGUUGCAUAAUUAUUAAAUAUAUCUAUCUUAAGUGAGACAAAAUAACAUUACAAAGGAAAUUAUGUUUCCCGCGUGUCUUCUGAACUUCUAGGCUAUUACUGGAAAGAAAAAAGGAAACGUCUUGUUGAAUGUAGCCCUAUGUGUAGGGAUCUUUGUUGAAUGUAAACUUGGUGUAAUGUAUGUCGGGAAGAUAGCAACAUUAUUCAUGUCUUUGUGUAUGUCGCAAGAUGAAACAAAUAUCAAAGAUUUCUCAAGUUAAAUUUUGAGACCUAACAAGCACGAUGGGCCUGAAGCAUGAUAAAUCUGUAAUUAAAAUACUGCGCGGCUCAGUAGGUUUACUUUUUCUCUCCCCUUGAUUAAGAUCCACUUUUGGCCCCCUUUUUUAUUACACAUUCGUAAUCCUGUUUGUAUUAUAUGUAUAUUUCACAUUUCUGUGCAAAGUAAGACCAGUGUGAGCAUAAACCAGUGUUCGUGAUACUAUUAAAACGUUUAAUUAGCAUACAGUUCUACUGUAUAUAAGCCUACUGUAUAAUUAAUUAUGUAUUCUAUAUUUUAUUAAAGUGUCUAUAUUCUCUUUGAUCAGGCGUGUGUGGUUAAACCCAAUCAAUGCAUUUCCAUCCUGAACUCAAACUUUUUUUUAUUUUUUAUUUGAUAAUUUCUAGUAUCCCAUAUUUUCAGGCCUGGAAACGGAGGGUAUUCUCACUUACAGAAGAUCUAUUCGGUGUUUAUGGUUGUCAGAUACUGGCCAGAUCAUCAACACAAACUGGAUUGGUUGAGGUAGUACAUCGCCUGUGAGUGAACUGUAACGUUAUAAACUAAAAUUUACCCCAAAAAUUGCUCUAAGUCGGCUAAAAUGUGACGGUCACUCUGAACAACAAACAA
Messenger RNA from Micropterus salmoides (largemouth bass), 3005 nucleotides. It is a transcript of the gene zic6, whose product is annotated as zic family member 6. The record is from RefSeq and is a predicted model, not a curated record. Lineage: Eukaryota; Metazoa; Chordata; Actinopteri; Centrarchiformes; Centrarchidae. Gene Ontology annotation, biological process: regulation of transcription by RNA polymerase II; central nervous system development. Gene Ontology annotation, cellular component: nucleus. The transcript is spliced from 2 exons. The coding region runs from base 277 to 1860 and encodes 527 amino acids. Gene Ontology annotation, molecular function: DNA-binding transcription factor activity, RNA polymerase II-specific; RNA polymerase II cis-regulatory region sequence-specific DNA binding.